Molecule: messenger RNA, 930 nt
Organism: Parnassius apollo (apollo)
Lineage: Eukaryota; Metazoa; Arthropoda; Insecta; Lepidoptera; Papilionidae
Source: the annotation of a GenBank genome assembly
AUGUGCCAUAAAAUAAUACUUCAAAACAUUAAAAAAUUUCCUUUGUUGUCCAAAAUUGCAAUCUCAAGGUCUUUAACUUCUGAUUCUGUUAACUUCACUGAUGCAGUUGAUUUGGCGUAUGCUUCUUACGAGAGCACAUCAGAUGAAAGCUGUUCUAGACCACCUCUGAUUAUCUUACAUGGGCUUUUAGGGUCAAAGAAUAAUUGGAAUAGCGUGAGCAAAGCUAUACAUCGUACAACCGGGAGAAAAGUAAUAAGUAUUGAUGCCAGGAACCAUGGUGAUAGUCGCCACUCUUUACAGCACACGUACAUUCAUAUGGCACACGAUGUGAUGAAGUUACUAAAAAAAUUAGAGCUAUCGAAAGUUUCAUUAUUAGGUCAUAGUAUGGGCGGGCGAACUGCCAUGGUUCUGUCAUUACUAUGUUCUGACCUAGUUUCAAGUCUCAUUGUGGUUGACAUUUCUCCAGUGAAAACUAGCCCACAAAUAUUCUCAAUGAUGAGUUUAUUUGAUGCUAUGGCAGCUGUCUCAAUCAGAUCUGGUAUUGCAAUGUCCAAAGCUAGAAAAUUAGCUGAUGAACAAUUGAAAUCAAUUAUACCAGAUAUAAACUUAAGAAAUUUUUUAAUUACUAAUUUGGUACAAACAAAUACUGGAUCAUACACAUGGAGAGUGAAUCUUCCAGCGCUAAAGGAAAAUUUUCAAACAUAUAUAUCUUCUUUCCCAUCUAAUUUAAAAGGACUGCAAUAUUGUGGCCCAACUCUAUUCAUUGGUGGAUCACUUUCAGAUUAUAUUGGUAAAAAUGAUCUGCAAGAUAUCCAAGAAUAUUUUCCCUUGGCAGAAUUAACAUUUAUAGAAGGAGCAGGACAUUGGGUUCAUAGUCAAAAACCUGAGAAGUUUCUUGAAGUUGUAUGUAAAUUUCUAACUGAGAAGUAG